AAUCGAAAAUGAAAAGUCCAACCGGAUCUGCUUCGAUUUCUAAUUCAUCUCCUGGAGGUAGCCCUAGUAUUACCGGAAGUAAAGUAAGCUUAAAUAGUAAUCGUUCCAAAACACACAGUAUUGCUUCCGAAAAUAAAUCAGAAAUUAUUGAAACAUUUGCUGAAAAAGCUAAAUUCUAUACAUCACUUUGCAUGGGAACCACUGCAAUUGUUUCAGUUUUUGCAUUUUUAUUUUUAAUUCCUUUCGUGGUUGAUCCAGCUAUUUCUACCAUUAUCGCUGAUUUUGACCCCAUCCCAGUGACAUGUGUUGUUACAGAUCAUAUUUAUGCCGAAGGAAUUAGAAAUUGUACAUGGGCAUCUUGUCGGGAAGGUUGCACAAAUGCUCCCAUAAAAUGUCACCAACUAUUAGUAAAUUACACAAAAAUACCUUUUGAAAAGUGGCAAGAACAACCUCAAGAUUUAGAUUUAAUUUUAUGGGAUGUAAGCAACACAAAAUUUUUAAUUAACUCUGAAGGAUGUGGUUAUCCUCCGAGUGUUAAUUGUAGUGUAUUUGCAAAAAAAUAUGGAUAUAAUCAUUUAGGUGAACCAUUUCCAUGUUUCUAUAGUCGUGCUUAUCCGGAUUUAGUAAUUGGAAGAUAUUCUUGGAAUGAUAAUUUAACCCAUUUGAUUUUAUCAUUGAUAAUUCCAAAUGUUUUAUUUGCUAUAUCAAUUGGGGUAUUAAGUUAUUGGUAUUGUCCUUGUUGCGAGAAAUGUAACAAAUCGCGUCUUUAUGAAGAUAAAUAUCCGACAAAAGAAGAAAAACUUUUGUGCCGCAGUGAUGACGAAGAUGAACUGGAAUACUAAAAAUUUUUCUUCUAUUGUGUAUAGUAUAGUUUUUUAUUUAGUUAAAAAUAUAAACAUCAAAACUAAAAUAUAUAGGAUAUAUAAAAAUUUAGAUUUAAAAUAAUAUUUUUUAAUGUAUAUCUUUUUUCUAUUUUUGGUUUUCAUUAUCUGAUUACAUUAAUAUUUUUGUUUUAUUUCUAAUAUAAUAAAAUAAUGUAGCUACAAUAAAUAUUCGACUACAAGCCUUAUGUUGUGUAUUAAAAAUUAUUAUAUAUACAAUAUUAUAAACUAUUUGUAGAAAAACCUUACAUUUAAAAUAUUCAGUGUAGGUACAAAAAUAUAAUAGUGAGAGCAUAGUUCUAUAAUAACAAUCACCAAUCUAUUUGAUAUGAUUUAUUAAAGGAUAUUUCAAUAAGUGUAAUUGGGAAAUCUGCUAAAUUCAAAGUAUUAAUUAAUUCAAACAAGCAACUUUACAAUGUUGAACAUUGUUUUUUUAUAUUUGUAGUUCAAUUGAGUAUCGAACCUUAGCAUAUUAAUUUUAAACAAUUUACCUAUACUAUAUAUUUACCAUGUUUUAAUAAGAGAAACAUUAAAACAGUUUCAAAAUUUUAAAUUUUUUAAAAUUGUGUUGACUUUAACAUAUUACUUUCUUAUAAUAGAACUUUCUUAUAACAAUUGCUCGUAUGUUAUUCUAUUCGAGCUUCAGCUGAAACAACUAUUCUAUUUAAAUAAAUUAAAAAUUUAGUGUAUGUUAAGUCUGUAGUUUAUUAAAACCAACGCUUAUUACAAAAAUCUAAAAGACAAAUUUUUAGCAAAAAAAAAGAAAAAAAAAGCUUUUUUGCUGUUAAAAUUUUGCUUUCAAUUUAUUUACUAGUUAAUUUUGAAAACUUUUCAGUAAAAUUUUUACAAAAGGCUCGAUUUUCCACGUUCUUUGCUUUCUUUUUACAGUGAAAAUCUAUACUUAUCAUUUUCGAAUGUGAUGCAAAUUCCAGAGAUUUUAUAAUACCUUUUUGAAUUAGGAUACCAUGUAUAUGUGUAAAGCUCUACAUUCAAUUUGUAUAGAUGAAGUUAUGCAACUGCAUCUGAUAUUAUCGAUUACACUUUAUAUUUAUGGUUUCACUAGAAUUUCGGGGUCAGGGAGGUUUGACAUUUUAUUUUAAAUACAUAUAUAAUUUCAUACAAAUACCUUGAACUUCACAAACAAAAAUUCAAUUAAAAUUAAAUAUAUUGUGUAUUUUUAUGUGUAGAAACACCAAUUUAUAUCGCAUAAAAUCAUAUUUGAAGUAAAUUUUUAACUCUUACUUAAUAGGAUCAUUUGUAUAUAUACAUACAUGUAUGUGCAAAUAUAUUGUAAUAUAAACAAUAAUACAAAUGAUAUGUAAAGUAGCUUUAAAUUCAAGAGAAUGUUCAUUAAAAAAUUCAUACACAAAAAUUUUCAAAUACGAAACUAAAUAAAAAAAAUUCUUUCUACACUUCUUUGAUACAAAAUCAUUUCUGUAUACUUAUUAGGUACUAUGCACACAAUUAUAUAAAAAAAAUUGAAAUUGUUAUACUAGUACUAAAAAAUACUUAAAAAUACUUUUUAAUGUAAAUAGACGAGAAUAAUACAUUUCGAGUGGUUUUUAACAUACAUUUUAUGGAAGCCUAUUUUUUUCAUAGAGCCGAAGAACAAAUCAUGUCAAUGUACACUCUGUACAAAAAAACAUAAGUAGUUAAAGUUACUAUUUAACAUUAUGUUUGACUUUUUUUAAUUAUGUUCACGUUUAUAUAGAGUGAGUGUAAAAAUAUAAAAUUACGUAAAUUAUUAAUCAAUCUUUAACGAAAUCACGUUGUUAAUUAGUUCUAACAUAAUAUUGGCUACUACAUUUUUUCCCCCAAAAACACUAAGGCAUACAUAUAAUUAUGUUUAGAAUAUAAUAUUGAUCCUUCAUAAUUAAGAAUUUUUGUAGUAUUUAUUUUAUUUUUGGUAUAUUUGAAUUGUCUUUGAAUAGUGUUAAAGUUAGUUUGGGUCAUUAUAUUUGUAAUUUUUAUAAAUUCAUAAUAGAAAGUGUUAUUAAGUUAAGAAUUCCGCUCUAUGUUCAAAAUUUCAAAUAACGCGUCAAGCAUAUGUAAAUAAUAAAAUAUUUAGAAUAAAUACAUAAUUCUUUGUUCAAUUGUUAAAAUAAAUCAUUUCCCAAUUAAACUUAUUAGAAAAUAUUUUUAAUCAAUCUAGGUUUCCAAUAACCUGUUCAAUCAAGCAAAUUGAAUUCAACCUAUUAAAUUGUUAAUUUAAAUAUAGUAAUACCAUAUUUAUUUACGUAUGUAUGUAGAUUAUAAAUAAAACUGAUUUUAAUAGGCAAAGAAAAAAAUACUAUUUGAAAAAAUAGUAUUUUUUUCUUUCGUUUUUAAUUUUUGUUUUAUUUAUAUACAUAUAUAAAAUUAUUGUUUUCAAUUUGAUUUAAAUUCAAAUGAGGUCUGUUCGUCCUUUUUUCGAAGGGUACACAAAUGUGUAUCAAACUAUUAUUUGUUUUUAUUUUAAACGCAACAUUUUUUUUGCACUGAAGUUAUCCUUAAAUUUUUUGGUUCUUAAUCUUUUAAGUCUUUCUAUAAAAGUUUUUGUUUUAGUUCUAUAAAAGUUUUUGUUUUAGUUUUUUACAAAUUGAAGUUAAGUUAUAGCGUUUCAGUAAAGAAUAAUUUGUAACUUUUAAAACAAGAAAGUGCUAGAUAUCAAUUUUUUUUUUUAUUUUAUUAAAUAAAAAUAUAAUAAAAACAAAAAAUGUGAUAGUAGAACUUAGUCUUAAUCAAGCUACCUAGAAGCUGUGUAAAAUCUAAAUACAUAAAUAUUGAAAAUUCUGUUGAAAAGUAGUCAUAGAGUAAACAGUGAAAAUACAAUUUAAAAAAAUUAAAACGAAAAUAAAAAAAAAGCAAAGCUAUUAUAUAUUUAAUCAAUAUAAAAUAUAAAUUUUAAUAUUGAAAGAAACGAAAUAUAAAAUGCUUUAUAUAAAUUUCGUUAAGCAAAAUUAUAAUAAUCUAUACCGCAUGACACACAAAAUAUUUGUUACAAUAUUAUACGAGAUGCUAAAAAGCCAUUUUGUUUGCAAAUUAAUAGAUCAAUACCAAAAAAAAGAUAAAAAAUGUAUAUUAAUAUAUUAAUAAAAACAGAGAAAUUAAAAAAUUAGUAAUUCGACAUACAUACUAAAAAAAUACUAGUAGUUUUAAAUACAAAAGAAAAAUAAAAAAAUUUUUAUGCUUUUCAUACAAAUUAUUUUGCGUAAUUUUAAUACAUGUAUAAAGUUUAAAAUAUUAUUAAAAAAAAAUAAAAACCAGAUAGGCAGAUACAAAAUUAAAAAACAUACUUUUUUUCCAAUGUAAAAUUUUUAAAAAUUUAUCGAAAAAUAAAACUUGAUAUAAAUAGUAAAAAGACUUGAAACGUCGAACACUUCUAUAAAGCCUCUAGUUUUUUAUUUUAUACAAUAAUAUAAUAUGAACAUUUUGUACACAAAAGUUUUUUUUGUUUAUAAUUUUUGAACUUUUCAAAAAUCAUCUACGCAUGCAUUAUAUACAAAUAGAAUUAGAAAAAGGAAUAUAAACUAAUAUUCGCAGCAACACAACAAAAAUUGAAAAAAUUUCUAAAAACAUACAUUGCAAUGAUACUUAUAAAAGCAUCAUUUAUAUACAUAGUAAAACUUAAAAACUCAUCUAUUAAAUUGAAAUGAAAAUGAAAUGUUUUGAAUAAAACUCUUAAACUCCCACUAUAAUAAAAUACUUUGAAUCAAAAUUAUAGAUUGAAAGUUAUUUGCGAUGGUAUUUCACUUUAACCAGUAAAUAUAUGUAUGUAAAAUUGUUGCAAGUGGUCAGGGUUGCAAACUUUUGGUAAAUAUGGUGUUUUUUAAAUUAAUAAUUUAAAAGUUUGAACAACGAAAGUGGAAGAUUGUCUAAUUUUUAUACAUUUUGUACACAUUGUUAAAUAUUUAUAGCUUAAUAUUAUGCUUUUUGAAUUUUUUUAUGGAUAAAGUUAAAAAGAACAUAAAAAUAAUAAAAAAUAAUAUUUUUAUAAUUUUGAAAGGGCGAGCCAACUACACAUGUCAUAAAAUUAAAUAAGUCAAAAAGUUUACCGCUCUGACCACACGGAGUUAUUUUUAAAAUUUUUGAAAUAAUAAAAUUAAAUUAAAAACUAUUUUUUUUGUAAGUUAUAACUUUUCUUUGAGUUAAAUUUUAAUGAUUAUAAAAUGUAUUGAUACGCAUAUUCGUACUAUAAUUGAUAUAUGUAAUCAUAAUGUAAUACAUAAAAUAAUAUCAUAAAUGCGUCAAUAUUAUUGGACUAAAAAUAUCGAAUAAAUUAAAUUUACUCAAUUAUAAACGUAUAAUUUUAAUAAUCUAAAUUCUUUACAUUCAAUUACUGUGCAUUGAGGAUUCAUUCCGUUAAUAUAAUUCAAACUUACAUUUUGUAGAGUUAACUUUUAUCUUCCCGAUAAAAAGUAAUUUUCUUAAAAAUCAAAAUAAUUUUUAUUAUAAUACAUGCAUAUAUCAUUUAAAAUUAAGUUUUAGCAAAAAAAAAUUAGUUUGAAAAUUAUCUGUUAUACGAAUUCAUAUGAAUUCAUGUUUUGAAGAAAAUUUAAUUCUAAACAAAUGCAAUGCAUAUUUCAUAUGUAUACAACACUGAAGAAUUUUCAGUGCAAUAUAAAACUAUAUUUCAGCAUAUAUAUUUAUCUAUCAAACAAAAACGUUUAAUGUAAUAUAAAACGUUUAAUUAUAUAAAAUAAUAUAAAUUUAAUUAAAAUAUUACAAAUUUUUGCAAUCAUGGCGUUUUUUAAUCAUGUAAGACAAUUAUGUGUAUUAAUAUGCAUUACAUGUCUGUAUGUACAUGUACAUCUUUAAAAAAAUUAUAUAAUAAGUAGGUACAUUAUAAAGUAAGUAUAGCUUAAAACCAAAUGUUUUAUAACCAUUUUUUGAAAAGCCAAAUAUUUGUAUUAUUUUUUGAAUCUAUGUAUAAAGUUUUUUUUAUUGCAUACUAAUUAGCUUGCCAUAAGCUCAAUUGUGUUAUUAUAACAUCAAAAAGUUAUUAAAAAUUUGUUUUACAAAUUAUUUGCAUUAUAUGAUAAAUUGAAUAAUUAAUGAAUUGACUUUUAUUAUGCAAUUAUAUUAAUAUUUGUUUAAUACUUAUUAAAAAUAUACUUAAUCUACUUUCAAUUUAAUACAAAAGUACACAUGCAUAUUUGUAUAAUAUUAACUAAACUUUAUUAAAAGACGGUAGGCAUAUUAUUAUAUCUCAAUUAAUAUAUGUACAUAUAAAUGAGUAUUAAUUUAUAAACAUACAUAUGUGUAUAUAUUAACAAAUAUGAAAAAAAAUUUAAAAAAACAUAAAAAUAUUAAAUUUUUUCAAAAAAAAAAUAGAACAAUCCAUUCAAAUACAGUAUGUAUAUUAUUAUUAUUACAAUCCUUAAAGUAUUUUUAGAAACAAUUAAAAACAAAAUUAUGUUAAUGUCCUCUAGGAAAAUUAUACUAAAAAUAAAUAAUACUUG
Messenger RNA from Condylostylus longicornis, 6322 nucleotides. RefSeq names its product protein tipE (gene Teh2). The coding region runs from base 9 to 842 and encodes 277 amino acids. Gene Ontology annotation, molecular function: sodium channel regulator activity. Gene Ontology annotation, biological process: regulation of sodium ion transport. NCBI's taxonomy places the organism in Eukaryota, Metazoa, Arthropoda, Insecta, Diptera, Dolichopodidae. The record is from RefSeq and is a predicted model, not a curated record. The transcript has 5 exons.